UAAGAGGAGGGACACUGUCCCGGUGACAGUGCUGAAGCUGGCGCCACUGUCGGGACCAGGAGGCAACAACAGGCGCUGAGUUUACAACUACACCCUGAGUGACUGAAGGGAGAAAAGGUCUGGUUUCUACUUAUUAGUUUGCUAAAUGUCAAUGAAUGGAAGGCGGGAGGGUGUAGGCGUGCUCCAGAACUCAGCUGGGGCUGACUGGAGUCCGUAGAGCGAAGGGUCUAGCUACGUCCCCAGGGGAUGCAGGAGCCCAAACUCAAGCAGCUUCUCUUUUCUGCAGGUGCGCUUUCCCCCGCCAUCCCCAAUCCGUUUGGGAGAUGAGACUCCUCGGGAAACUCCGGGCCUCUGCUCCCGAGCCCUCCUUUUCCAAUGUUCUCACCCCUGGCCGCAUCCCCGAGUUCUGCAUCCCGCCGCGGCUGCCAGUCUCUUGCGCGCCGGAGUCUUGGUCCCGGGACGCUGCACUGCCGCGGCGGUGCGCUGCCGAGCCGGACUUGUGGCCCGGCGGAGCAGACGAGGGUGCGGGGCGCACUGACUGGGACCCGCGCUCGCAGGCCGCGCUCUCGCUGCCGCACCUACCCCGCGCGCGCACCGCCUACGGCUUCUGCGCGCUGCUCGAGACCCUCGCGCUCGCUCGGCUGCCGCCCCCAGCCCCGCGGCGCCCGCCCCUGGAGGCCGAGGGCACCGUGACUCUGGGCCGCGCUGGUGGAGCCCUGCGCCUGGCCGCGCAGUACAGUCCGGCAGGCGGGCGCCUGCGCAUCCGGCUGCUCCGAGCCGAGGGUCCGGCCGGAGGCAGCGCCGAGCCCUGCGCGGUCGGCUGCCGCGUCAGCUUUGUGCUGCAACCGCCGGGCAAGGCGCGCCAGCCCCGCGGCGCCAUGGUCCUGCGGAGCCGCACGGCCGUCUUGGACCAGGACUUCUGCUUGGACGGGCUCUCGGAGGACGACGUGCGCCGCCUGGCCGUGCGCGUCAAAGCGGAGCACAAGGGCCACAGCCCGGAGCGGGGCGAGCUGCACUUGGGCGCCCUGCUGCUUCCCUGAGGGCCCGCCGGGUCCUGCCGGGGCGCUUUCCGCCCG
Condylura cristata (star-nosed mole) is the source of this 1076-nucleotide messenger RNA. RefSeq names its product C2 calcium-dependent domain-containing protein 4A-like. The record is from RefSeq and is a predicted model, not a curated record. NCBI's taxonomy places the organism in Eukaryota, Metazoa, Chordata, Mammalia, Eulipotyphla, Talpidae. The transcript has 2 exons. The coding region runs from base 324 to 1040 and encodes 238 amino acids.